UGGUGAUUGUUCGCGGGUGCUUUUCUGACAGACGCGAGUUGACAGUGGUCAGUUAUUGUUCAGUUUUUUUUUAAAAACGCCUCUACUUUUUGCUGGUAAUUUUUUUUCCUGCCCAAAAUCUGAAAAAUCCUGGCUCGAAAAAAAAAAACCAAGGCUGUCCUAGUUAGAAAAAGACUACGUACACUAAAAAGUUCGAUAUUUAGAUCAACUUGAAGUAGCACGCGAUUAAGGAUCAAUUGUUACAAGUGAAUCGCCCUAGUUUAGCAGCUUGUUAUUAUUAAAUAAAUAAAUAAUAAAGUAGUAAUAGUAAAUUUGACUAAUGAGAGUCGAUUGCACAAAAAAAGAGACCAGACGGGUCUUGGGAAUUUCGAAGCGACGAGGGUCCACUGAUGUAACUGUUAAAUGUCCUCGAGUUUAUUCCGGGCGUGACAUUGUUAAUAAACAACUAAACUUUAACAAAAGUAAAAAAACUCGAGGAAGAAUAAUUAUUUUUAUCGAGAGAGAAGUUUAUUGAAUUUUUUGGUAACUGCGCCUGGAGGCGCCUAAAAUGGGCCCCACCAGCAGCAGAGAGGACCAGUAUGAGGAGCCAGUUGGAGAUGACGAAGGCCUACAGAUCAAUCCCCGCCCUAUAUCUACCGCUACUGAGAGUGAAUACUCAGUGGAGGAGCAAACGAGACUGACGGGAGUGGAUACCGGUGGAGAUGAAGCUUCGCCAGAUGAUGAUGCCUCUCUGUGCGAAUACCAUGACAUUCCGCCUCCUCCUGACGGGGGCUAUGGCUGGGUGGUGGUUUUCGCUUCUUUCAUGUGUAACAUGAUAGUUGAUGGCAUCGCGUAUACGUUUGGAAUAUUUUUUGAACAAUUUGUGAUCCAUUUUGGAGAGAGCAAAGGAAAGACUGCGUGGGUCGGCUCUUUGUUGUCUGGGAUGUACCUCAGUGCUGGUCCAGUUGUUAGUGCAUUGACAAAUAGAUAUGGAUGCAGAGCAGUGUGUAUGGCAGGAAGUUUUAUCGCUGCAACCGCAUUUGUAUUAUCCACAUUUGUUUCUUCUGUAAAUAUGCUUAUGUUAGUUUACGGCGUUAUGGGAGGGAUAGGUUUCGGACUGAUCUAUUUACCAGCAGUGGUCUGCGUGGGUUACUACUUUGAAACCAAAAGAUCAUUAGCGACAGGCAUAGCAGUCUGCGGUUCCGGUUUCGGGACAUUUGCUUUUGCGCCUCUGGCUAAUUUUCUAAUUGACUCGUACAGCUGGAAGGGUGCUCACUUAAUUUUAGCCGGGCUGAUCCUCAACUGCGCGGUGUUCGGCGCUCUUAUGCGCCCUCUGGAGUACCAGAAGCCUCCGUCGGUGAAGCCACUGCUCCAGCGAAUGGCAGAAGAGAAGCGGUUCCAAAUGGAACGCGGUUCCAUAGGCGGUUCCUACUUCAUGGUUCAGCUGCCAGACGGUUCCAUGGAAAAGCGGAUGAAAAUGCCGAUUAAUAUCGACCCUGGUGUACAUUCAAGCUUCAAUCUCGACCAGCUCGUACCUGGUUACUACAAUUCAGGAACACCGUUAACACCAGUACCGACUGUUCCAACCUUACCGACAAUUUCCGAGGUUAAGGUCCAGGAACACUCCAGUGGCGCCACUAGCAAGAGUGGCAGCCUAGAUCUCAAAAACCCAAUAAUUAAGUCCAAGAGUAAAAAGUCUAUAGAUGAAACAGCUAAUACCAAAGAUUCUGUAAUAUCGGUGGACAAAACAGACAAAACAGACAAGCCAGAGACGGAAUUCAACAAACCGAUCAUACCGCGGAACGCUUCCCAGCCGGCGUUUACUACUCACGUUCAGGGACUUCCCAAAAACGGCUCGGUGCCAUUUUUCGAUCGGAUCCGUAAGACUAGCACUGGGGAACGCUACAAGCCCAGUUUGAGUGCCAUUAAGAACUCCAGGAAUACUUUGAAUAGUAAUGGAGAUAUCAGGAAAAGCUUGCAUUUAAGAUUGUCUGCUAGCAGCAUGUUGGGAUCCAGGAACAACAAUAUGGAGGCUGAUGAUGGCGAGAGUAUAACCUUCACAACCAGUAAAUCUAGUAUCAAUAAAUCUAGUAAGCCAAAACCCGCAAUAAUUCGUCCUCUAUCACGUAAGGAUAUUUUCUACAGCGGUAGUAUAGUCAAUUUACCCGAGUACCAGAGUCAAAAAUCAAUAGCUAAUUACCGUCAGUCCGUUAUUUCACUUCCCAAAUCCGUCCGCGGUGACGCGCGUGACGGCGACAUGGAAAAAGGUCCCGAACAGUCACUAUGCCCGUGUCUUGAAUUACCAGAAUCAUUUAAAGAGGCCUUAGGAACAAUGUUAGAUAUGUCACUGUUAAGAAAUCCUGUAUUUUUAUUAAUCGGAAUAAGUAAUGUGUUCGGUAUGGCUGGUUUAUAUGUACCAUUUUUUUAUUUGGUUGAUUCAGCGAUUAAAGAUGGAGUCGAUCACCAACAAGCGCCAUUUUUAUUAUCGAUUAUCGGUAUUACAAAUACCGUGGGACGUGUAAUUUGUGGGUUUGUUGCCGAUUUUCCACAAGUUAAUUCGUUAUUGUUGAACAAUAUUUGCCUGUUAGUGUCAACAUUGUCAGUAGCAAUGACGCCAUUUUGUGAAUCUUAUACUUCGUAUAUAAUAAUGGCGACAUUUUUUGGUACUGCUAUAUCUGGUUACAUUUCGCUGACGUCAAUUAUCCUGGUGGACUUACUAGGGUUAGAUAAAUUAACCAAUGCAUUUGGGUUAUUAAUAUUGUUCCGUGGCGCUGCGGCGAUUAUGGGUGCUCCAAUAGCUGGAAGCGUUUAUGACGCCACUGGAAGUUAUAGUAUUCCAUUUUUCAUGGCAGCUUUCUUCUUUCUUAUUAGUACUGUCACUAGUUUUAUGGCGCCAGCUCUUAAGCGUUGCACUACGCCACAGGCCCCGCCAGUGGUAAUGGACGCCCUAACUCCAAUAGAUGAAGACAUAGAAGAAGAAAAUGAAGACGACAUACCAGAAAUAAUAGAAACAGCGCCUUCCCCAUCGGACCCGCCUGAAAAAGAAAUAAAGCAAAUAGAGUCAGUUUUAUAAACAAUUUAUUUAUCAAAAGCCCUUAUAAUAAUAUUUUCUAAAUACUUAAUUAACUAAUCAAAAAUAGCACAAUAUUAUUUCUUUGCUCAUUACUUAAUUAGCGAGUUAAAAUUAUAAUUGUAAAACAAUCAGUAUCAAUCAGCAGUAUAUUUAAAAUUGAAAAAUUAACAUGAUGCGCUUAUGCAAUUGCAUAUCGUUGAUUUAAUUGUACUUAGAGUAAUGAAAAAAAAAAAAAAAAAA
Molecule: messenger RNA, 3292 nt
Organism: Cotesia glomerata
Lineage: Eukaryota; Metazoa; Arthropoda; Insecta; Hymenoptera; Braconidae
Product: monocarboxylate transporter 12
Exons: 11
Coding region: 548-3052 (834 amino acids)
Biological process (GO): transmembrane transport; monocarboxylic acid transport
Molecular function (GO): monocarboxylic acid transmembrane transporter activity
Source: RefSeq, a predicted model, not a curated record